Messenger RNA from Ananas comosus (pineapple), 1707 nucleotides. Its product is annotated as transcription factor bHLH122-like. Gene Ontology annotation, cellular component: nucleus. The record is from RefSeq and is a predicted model, not a curated record. Lineage: Eukaryota; Viridiplantae; Streptophyta; Magnoliopsida; Poales; Bromeliaceae. The transcript is spliced from 6 exons. Gene Ontology annotation, molecular function: RNA polymerase II cis-regulatory region sequence-specific DNA binding; DNA-binding transcription factor activity, RNA polymerase II-specific; protein dimerization activity. Bases 356 to 1192 code for a protein of 278 amino acids. Gene Ontology annotation, biological process: regulation of transcription by RNA polymerase II.
UGUUGAGUGGCAGUUCAAGUAGUAUGAGGCAGCUUCGGGGCGUUUUAGCAGCAGCGGCAGCAUAAGCGCCGCAACAUAAGCGGCUGGGAUUGGGACUAAUAAGCUCGCUCUGUGGGGCUUCUUAUAUCGAACGCAGAGGAAGCCACUUCCGUUCCAUGGCUAUGGCUUUUUGAUUUUUUGAAGCAGCCCCAAUCCUCUAGAGGAUUCCAGGUGCUGCUUCUAAUUGCGAUAAACGGUAAAACCAAUAUCCGGGAGUUUUGAGCGUCGAAACCCCACGAAUCUCCGCAGGAAAGUUGAAGACGACGAAGAAGAAGAAGAAGAAGAAGAAGAAGAAGAGAGGGGAGGAGAGAGAGUGAUGUACGGAUCUCCUCAGGGAGCGGGCACGCGGAAGGAUCUGAGCGGUCCGUUCCCACCGGCGUCGGCAUCGGAGGACUCCGACCUCCUCCUGCUCCACCGCCAUCACGAGCAGCAGCAGCAGAUGACGAGCUCCGGGUUGCUCCGCUACAAGUCGGCGCCGGGCGCCCUGCUCGGCGAAAUCGGCGACGACUUCUUCAACCCCGCAGCGGAGAGCGUGUUGAGCGACUUCUGGGACAAUUCGUCGAACAGUUUCCGGGCGCCGGAGCCGUCUCCGCAGCAGGAUCUCAUCCGCCAAACCAGCUUUCCUGCCCCACCCUUGCACUUCAACGUAGAAAAAGGACCCGGUCACAGCAGAGGCGGUGGCGGCGGUGGCUGCAGGACUUAUAAUCCAGUGGGUUUUCCCAAUAACAAUAACUCGUUGGAUCAAAACCGCUCGGGCCCCAGCCCUUCAGAUCUCCAGGAUCAGAAUGUAGGGGUGCAGAAGCACCAGGAUUUUGAGCUGGCCCACCAGCUCAGCCUCCCGCUGACCUCAUCGGAGUUGGCCGCCGCGGUCGACAAGUUCGGUCGGCAGUUCCAGGACGCAGUCCCUUGCAGGAUCCGCGCCAAGAGAGGCUGCGCCACCCACCCGCGGAGCAUCGCGGAGAGAGUGCGGCGAACUCGGAUCAGCGAGAGAAUGAGGAAGCUACAGGAGCUCGUUCCCAACAUGGACAAGCAGCAAACGAGCACUGCCGAAAUGCUAGAUUUGGCCGUUGACUACAUUAAAGACCUGGAGGAGAAAGUCAAGACGUUGAAGGAGAGCAUGUUUGGAUGCACGUGUUCUUCUAGCAAGAGCUAAAGCCCUAAAGCCCUGCUCCAAAACAAACACCAUGGAUACGGAAGUCAACGCAAUAGCAAGCGCCAAGCAGUGCCGACACAAUUAUAUAUCAACUGCUGAAGGGAGAUAUUCUUAAACUUGGUCGCCAUUCGCUGUUGAAUUUGACUAGAUUUGAUGAAUCGGAUUUGUGGUAGCAAUAACUCUCUUAACGAUGUUAUCCCGUAAAGAUGGCACUUAUCUUGAACUUCUCGUAUGUAUAUCAAUCCAGACUAGCUAUCGACCGAUAUUUAUCGUUGGUUCAAAACUGAAAUGUCAAGAUAAAAAUUGAAGAAUGGAAUAGAACGGACACUACACGAAGUUUUCUUAGGGCUAUCUGUAGAUAGUACAGAAGUGUUUUGAAAGGAUAGAGAUUGGUGAGCUGAACAAAUGUAUAGUGUUUCUUGCUUUGGUAAGUUGAAUGCAUCUGCCACCAUGUUGUGUGUAUAUAUGUACCUGUUUCAAGUAUUAAAGUUCGUUGAACACUAGCUUCUUUUGUA